AUGGAGUACGGAUCUAAGAAUAAGUUGACGUGGGAAAUGCAGAAAACCAUUUAUAAUGACGAUGGAGAAGAUGACGAGGGAUGGGAUGAAUUCGCGGCGGUGAGAAAUUAUGUGGAUACGAUGGUGCAGAAGAGGCUUAGGAUUCGGGCUACAAAAAAGAAGAGUGAAGAGACCAUGGGGGCUGUGGAGGGUAGUACUGUGGUGGAUACUGGUGGAGUACCUGCUGCGACAAAGCCUAUGGAGCUCUGGAGUUUGUUUUUGGCGAGUAUGGAUAAGAGGAGACAUAGUAUAUUUGACAGCAUUGAAGAGAGGCAGUCGACACGUUAUUGA
Molecule: messenger RNA, 330 nt
Organism: Glarea lozoyensis ATCC 20868
Lineage: Eukaryota; Fungi; Ascomycota; Leotiomycetes; Helotiales; Helotiaceae
Exons: 1
Coding region: 1-330 (109 amino acids)
Source: RefSeq, a predicted model, not a curated record